Molecule: messenger RNA, 567 nt
Organism: Encephalitozoon cuniculi GB-M1
Lineage: Eukaryota; Fungi; Microsporidia; Unikaryonidae
Product: RNase PH-like protein
Exons: 1
Coding region: 1-567 (188 amino acids)
Biological process (GO): rRNA catabolic process; nuclear mRNA surveillance; U4 snRNA 3'-end processing
Cellular component (GO): nuclear exosome (RNase complex); nucleolus; cytoplasmic exosome (RNase complex)
Source: RefSeq, marked provisional
AUGGACGGAAUAAAGUCAAUGGUAAGUGUUAUAUCCCACUGCACCGGGUCUUCAAGAUUCUCGUAUAAUAAUACAACCGUCUUUUGCGUGGUUCAUGGGCCAUCAGAUGCCAUAUCCAGGCAGGAAGACCCCGACCGGGCUAUUUUGGAUGUCCGGUGGAGGGACAUGGUGCUUAUCAACGGAAGAGUUUAUGAUAAGUACUUUUCAAGAGUAAUCGAGAAAAUUCUUUCCAAAAACAUCAUCUUGGAGCUGGAUGCUUGCAAGGUCAUACAGAUAAGUUUCAACGUUGUAGGAGAAACAAGGAACACCCUUUUCUGUGCUGUGAAUGCGGCGCUUUUAGCACUCGCAGACGGGGGAAUUCCCCUCAGGUCGAUGUUUUAUGCUAGUAGCUCCUUUAUGCACGAGGAAGAAGUUGUUGUCUUUGAUAAGGACGAGAACAUAUUGUCCACCCACUCAUUCGAGGGCAUUUCAGAGACAAACAUAGAGAAAGCAAGGGAUUUCCUCAAAUAUGUCAAAGAGGCGCAGGCAUACACUUUAAGGUCCAAGUUUCCCUUCUGUGCCGACUAG